AUGAGCCAGCCACCGCCUCCUCCGCCCCCGCAUGGGGAAAACCCCAGGACAACGGCCGGUGGCUCCGGUCUCCCGCCUGGGAAGUACGACGUCUUCAUCAUACCUGAACAUUCGGCCGGCUCGGGCUUCCUCUACCUCCCCUCGCUCAAACCGCAAUGGAACAGCUUCAUUGCAGGCGUUGUCAGCACCCUAGCUGUUGUCAUCAUGACGAACCUCGCCAGCCCGGUGGUGAUGAGCAUGUUCAGUAGCCCAGACAGGAUGUGGUCUUUCCUAUGGGUGACCAUGGUGGCAUGUGUUGGCAUUGCCGCUUUUUUGUUGGGUCGACAUCGAAAUGAGCCCACUGGGCGGCAGAAUGGGGAUGGUGGUAGGCAGCAGUCACAGCCAGAGCCGCAGCCCCAGGCCCAGCCCCGUCCCCAACCCCAACCCCAACCUCAGGCUCAAGCUCCCCCUCCGCCUCAACCCCCACCACAGGGCCAGCCCCAACCAGAGCCCAAGCCAGCACCUCCAGAGCCAAAGCGGGAGGAACCAAAGGAGGAGCCCAAACCGAAGGCGGGCCCCCCUCCAGAGCCGAAGCCGCAACCACAAGCGCCGCCCCCUCGACCGGCAUCGGCAAAGUCAGAAGCCCCAAAGGGCGCCUGGGAAAAGGCAAGAGAGGAAAUGAGAAGAAGAGAGGAAGAGCGGAAGGCCAAAGAAGCCGAAGCCAAGAGGAAGGAAGACACGGCCCGCCGACUACGCGAGCUGCGUGAGCGGGAGGCCAGGGAGCGCGAGAAGCGGGAGAGCGAAGCCCGGGAACGCGAGCUGAAGGAGAAGCUGCGCAAAGAGCAGGAAGCGAGGGAACGAGAGCCCAAGGAAAAGGAAGAGGCUCGAAAGCGGGAAGAAGAACGGCAACGAGCCGAAAAGGAGCGACAGGCUGCCAGGGAACGGGAGCGGAAGGAGCGUGAAGAGCGCCUGGCUCGGCUCCGCAAGGAACAAGAAGAGAGAGAGAAAAAGGAGCGGGAAGCCAAGGAGACGCAGGAGCGUAAUAGGGCGACCUACGCCUACUCGUCGGUUGGCGAAAAGACGAGUAUGUGGCCGAACGGCAAACCGCCAAGCGUCGCCCCGUCCCAAGCUGCAUCCACUCCACCACCACCCAGGCCGACACCAUCACCAACACCUCCAUCCCCGUCCAAACCCGCUCCCUCCCCCACCAGGCCCGCUCCAUCGCCCACUAAAUCUACAACUUCGGCCACUGGAACUGAAGACACCUACUCCUACCGACCGUACGACAAGCCCAAAAAACCAACUGCACGUAAGAAGUCGGUCUCGGAUUUUUCCGAAUCCUCGUGGGCCCCGUCCGCCUCGACAGCUCGCACCACGCCACCCCCGUCCACGCGCGGGCCCUACACCACCAACGACCCGCAAAAGAUCAUCAUCAAGGCCGUCUACGGUUACCUCAACCAAUUCUCCAAGACGCCCGCCUCCCAGCUCAUCUCGGGCGUCGGCCCGGUCACGGACGGGCUCAUCCUGCGCAUCACGUCAGCGGGCCUUUUUGUGGAUGACGACGUGCGCGGCGUCGCCCAGCGCGAGUGGGACAUCAAGGCCUGGACCCUCAAGCUCGUCGAGGUCUGGUGCCCUGUCCACGCCGUCCAGGGCCAGGCGGGCAACACGCCCGGCAGCGUACCGACGAACCACCCGUUCUUCAAGACCAUGCCGCAGAGCGCGCGGCGGGCGGCUGAGCGGGGGGCCACCAAGACGAUGCUCGGUGAGGAGGCGGUGGCGUGGAUUGACGAGUUUGGGAGGGUUUGCGAUGGGAACUGUCGUAGGAGUAAAGGGUCGUCUGCGGCUGGUGGUAGUGGGGAGGAGAAAGGGAAGGGGCUGCAUUUGAUCCGGGCCACGAUUAGAGAUCAGGAGGGCAAGAGGUAUCUGUUUGUUGUCGGCGAGGAGGAGGCGUGGAAGAUUGCGGGCGGGUUGGCCGCCCUCAGGGGCAGCAGCCAGGUCAGGGCGCUCAGCAUUGCUGGCUUCAGUGGCAUGGAGUCCAAGACGUUGUUGGAUACGCUGGGGUGGACUUCUUGA
Messenger RNA from Parathielavia appendiculata, 2052 nucleotides. RefSeq lists its product as uncharacterized. Lineage: Eukaryota; Fungi; Ascomycota; Sordariomycetes; Sordariales; Chaetomiaceae. The transcript is spliced from 3 exons. The coding region runs from base 1 to 2052 and encodes 683 amino acids. The record is from RefSeq and is a predicted model, not a curated record.